UUUUUUUCAGCUGUUUUCCGGUGACAGCCGGGGGAAUGACAACAGAGGCAGUCACGGCCCUUCUUCCAUUUAAGCACACUGCAAAACAUCGACAAAAACAGGGAGCUGUCUGCCAUUAGAUUUCGGAGGUUUGGGGAAUUCAUUCUUUAUGUGCCUCUGGGAGCAGCAGCAUGGCAGAUGACAAGGACGUGUUGAGAGACGUUUGGUUCGGCCGGAUCCCCACCUGCUUCACUUUGAACCAGGAUGAGGUUACUGAGAGAGAGGCAGAGCCCUACUACCUGCUGUUACCCAGGGUAAGCUACCUGACUCUGGUUACAGACAAGGUGAAGAAACACUUCCACAAGGUGAUGAGGGCGGAGGACGUGGAGGAGAUGUGGUUUGAGUAUGAAGGGACGCCACUGAAAUGGUGAGAGAACGAUCGUUACAUGAACUGAUU
Micropterus salmoides (largemouth bass) is the source of this 436-nucleotide messenger RNA. Its product is annotated as autophagy protein 5-like. Gene Ontology annotation, cellular component: cytoplasm; phagophore assembly site membrane; Atg12-Atg5-Atg16 complex. The transcript is spliced from 3 exons. Lineage: Eukaryota; Metazoa; Chordata; Actinopteri; Centrarchiformes; Centrarchidae. Gene Ontology annotation, biological process: cellular response to nitrogen starvation; C-terminal protein lipidation; nucleophagy. Bases 171 to 410 code for a protein of 79 amino acids. The record is from RefSeq and is a predicted model, not a curated record.